AUGCCCGCCCUCCCCGCUAUCCAGACCGGGGCCGGUACCCAGACCUACGCUCCACUAGUGGACCGACCCUACUCUCCCACUCCUGUUCUCUCCCGCGUCAUGCCCGCCGCUCCAGGCAUGUCCCGCAUGUCCUCUACAUCCUCCGCGGCCUCGUCCGACUCGUACACUACCACCCCUACGGGAUAUGCCUCCACCGAGCGCCACGACUACACGCAGCACCACGGUGGAUCGGAAGAGACCUUGUCGGCAGGUACGCCGAAUGCGAAUCCAGGCUCCAAGGGAAAGGGCAGGGCGCGAGAGCAGGAACAGGAGCAGGUGGAUGAAGGCGACGUAGGGGAUUAUAAAGACAGAGAGAGGGAGAGGGAGCGGAAAGGGAAGAUGAGGGCCGAAGGGGGAGGUCAGGGGAGAAAUCGAGUAUGGGAUGAAGAACAGGGGAGAGCGGAGGAGGUCUACGGGAAUGCGGUGUAUCCGCCUACGAAUGAAGAGGAGGAGGAGGAGCGCAAGAUCCAAGAGAACCUCGCUAGGAUGGCAGCGAGGGAUAUGGCCCGCCGGCGCGCUUCUCGCCUUUCCCGCCAAAUAUCGCCCUCACCCACUGGUACCCCAGAUCCAAACGAGAGCGGCGGAUUCUCAUCUUCCACUUCGUUCGGUAGGAGACCGCUUUCUGGGCUGAGUAGCGGGAGUAGUGUGGGAUCCAAGCGGGGGAGUAUCAUGGGCCUCAUGGAAGGUCUGUGGCCUCGGAGCGGUGGGGGCGGGCGGGAGCUAGAACGUAUUGACGAUGCCGGAGAGCUACCCCUGAAUCACACGCACUCGCGCAUAUCGACCCACUCAGACGCUUCCGCCCACCUCCACCCCUACACGACCCCCUAUGACGCCCAAUCGCGCGCCAUGCCACCCCUCUCACCCACAUCCUCCAAAUCACCAUUCGCCGACCCUCCUUCUCCCUCUCACCCUCAGCACGCGCGCCAAGCAUCCACCGCAUCCGAACAAGGAUUCAGCUAUAGUGGUCCAGGCUGGCGAGGGGGCGCAGCUGUCGCUGGAGCGGGUGCCGGUGCUGGGGCGGGUAUCAUGCUAGCGAAUGGGUAUCAGGCGGAACCGAAGGAGAAGUGGUGGCAUGCGUUAUGUGCGUGGGGAGAUGAUUUGGAUGGGGGGCAUGGGGAGGAUGGGGAUGGACAGGCGGGGAGGACGAACCCUAUGGAAUAG
This is a messenger RNA of Dioszegia hungarica, 1200 nucleotides long. RefSeq lists its product as uncharacterized. The record is from RefSeq and is a predicted model, not a curated record. The transcript has 3 exons. Lineage: Eukaryota; Fungi; Basidiomycota; Tremellomycetes; Tremellales; Bulleribasidiaceae. Bases 1 to 1200 code for a protein of 399 amino acids.